AUGGCAUUCGACAAGCCAAAAAGACAUUGGAUUAUUCCACAAGAGUGCCUUUCUCCAGUGGAUCUAGUCCUUGGGAGCAUACUCAAAUACCCCAAUGACCCGAUUGAUAUACUCAACCGAAAAGAAGUCGAGCCAAUUGACCCCUCGGCCAUUGUCAGCGAACGGGAGCAAGUCACCAAGAGCUUCACCGAUGCGUUGGAUGCUGGCUUCGGCUCCAAGAUUGGAGCAUCAUCUGUUCUCGCUGCUGUACUGGGCGCCUCUCCAUUCAUCGAAGGAAAUUGGUCCAAAACCACAUCCUUCACCAUUGAGGCGAAAAAUGUUCGAGCGCAGCAUUUUAUCCCAUCAAAGUCUUAUGUUGACAAGGCACUGCGUACGCAGCAAGUCGAUAGCUUUGUUCGCAAUUCCUUGUUUAGUGCUCCAGUCUACAUGGUAGUCGGAAUCAGUGUCGCAAAGACUGUAUCACGUACAGCAGAACGAUCUCACGAUAGAGGCGGAGGUGCAGGUAUGGGAAUAGGGCCGCCAGGCACAGGAGUCGAGGUUUCUGCAGAAUUGACAGCAAACCAUGGGGCUCAAUCAACCUACUAUGACUUGGUUGAGGAUGAGGUCGUUCUGGCAUAUCGUUUGCGAAGAUUUCGCUACUCCAAAAGGAAGGAUGAGUUCAGGAGGGCGAAGCAAGAUGAGACCAAGCAUACUCGCUACACCGUGGAAAAGUUACUGAGAUCUAAGGUUGACGAUGAAGAGGAUGAUGACGAUGAUGACGAUGAUGACGACACUUACGUUCCUACCUUUUCUUACUUUGAAGGAGAUGAUAUUGUCGCUUCGGAUGUGGAAAUGGCAGGGUUUACGGAAGGAACUGAUGAGGGAGAUUUCGAUGCCUGA
Molecule: messenger RNA, 879 nt
Organism: Fusarium venenatum
Lineage: Eukaryota; Fungi; Ascomycota; Sordariomycetes; Hypocreales; Nectriaceae
Source: RefSeq, a predicted model, not a curated record